Pestalotiopsis fici W106-1 is the source of this 861-nucleotide messenger RNA. RefSeq lists its product as uncharacterized. NCBI's taxonomy places the organism in Eukaryota, Fungi, Ascomycota, Sordariomycetes, Amphisphaeriales, Sporocadaceae. The record is from RefSeq and is a predicted model, not a curated record. The transcript is spliced from 4 exons. The coding region runs from base 1 to 861 and encodes 286 amino acids.
AUGGGGGUUCAAUCGAGUACAGCGUCAGAUUUGAUCACCAUUGACGAAGAUUAUUCAGAACGCGUCGUCCUCAGGCGUGACCUUGUCGCACGUCAUGGAUCAACUGUUUGCGGAUACACGUCCAAAGGCCAGGACACCGUAAGGGAGCUCUAUGAAUAUCUCCUUAAAGAAUACUUGCCUGUUCGUUUCCCCACUCUAUUCAAGCUUUCUCAUGAUGGGACGACUUUUAUGAAUCUGGUCACUCAAAAGUUGUUUCCUACGACUCCACCUCAAGAUACGUAUGAGGCUUUGAAGAUCCUCGCUGAGACUGUGGAGGAAGACUUUUUCUUUCUGAAACCGACUCCUUCAGGUCAUGAAGUCGUUGCUUUUGUUUGCUGUUUUCCGUCGGGAUGGAAUCCAUCCUCCAAGCUUGGAAAAAACAUGAACCAGAUCCACGUCCCAGUCCCAUCAUACGAGAAAAUCGGCCAGAGUAUGGAACGUUACUUUAACAGGUUGAAAGUUGGCGACUAUGUGAAGCGUGUCAAUUGGGCUGUGCAAACUCAUCCUGACCUAUUCAAUCUCAAGGGGAAUCACGUAUCAGAAAGUGACAAAAUCGAUUCCAAUGAGGUGAUUGAUAUUAAAGAGACGUUCUUGCGGAGUGAACUUCAAACACUGACGCGCUUACCGCAAACCGGUGCGAUUUUGUUUUCAUUCAAAACAUACUUGUACCCGGUCCGAGAAAUCAAGGCUGAGGGAAGAGGUUUGCAGUUUGCCGAUGCAAUCGAGGGCCUCAGAACGGGGAACGCCCCAGGCAUGUGGACUUACAAAGGCGGAAUACGCUGGGGUAAACAAGUUUGCGAUUAUCUCCGGUCUCAGAGUUAA